Messenger RNA from Malania oleifera, 3757 nucleotides. RefSeq lists its product as uncharacterized. Gene Ontology annotation, molecular function: RNA binding; 5'-3' DNA helicase activity. Lineage: Eukaryota; Viridiplantae; Streptophyta; Magnoliopsida; Santalales; Ximeniaceae. The record is from RefSeq and is a predicted model, not a curated record. Bases 473 to 3451 code for a protein of 992 amino acids. The transcript is spliced from 7 exons.
AAAAAAAACCCGCGCGGUGGUGAUGGCGCCAUAAAAUCUCGGACCCCCAAUUGCAUUUUGCGUUUCGAUCUCUUAUUCCCGCCGGUGGGACCUCCACCCCGACGACAGCGACCCUCCUUCACUUCUGCAGCCUCACGCUCUCUCUCUCUCUCUCUCUCUCUCUCUCUCUCUGCAUCAGAGAAUCACUCUUCCAUCUCCUCUGCCUGUUGUUCCGUAUGAGCCACGGGUGUUUGGAGAACAAGAAAUUUCCUCUUUCCAUUACGAAGAAAUCGUCUUUCGUGGCUCUCAGAGACUCAAGGGUCACACAAUUGAAUCGUGUGAGUCUCGGUUUAUGAGCAGGGACGUUUCCAGACGUAUUUAGUUGUCUAUGGUGGCGGGCUGGCGGCUCUAGUCUUCGAGCACAGAAGGCAAUUGAUGAUGAAUGAUUCUGAGUUAUAAGGUUGCUUAUUAAUUUGUUUCUCGAAUUUGAGGAAUGGACGCCUCCUCGUGCGUUUUGUGUGGCGUCUCAACCCUAGCUUUGAAGUCGCCAAUCUUCACUCUCCGUUUCCAUCACAAUGCGCCUUCUUUGUUUUUCUCUUCUUCUUUUUCUUCUCACUCUCUUGGAUUCAUAUCUCUGUUCGGCAACAAUCCUGCCAUUUGGCGCGCUUCUCCUCAAACGUCUCGAUUAAGAUUCCAGAAAAUUGUCUGGAACAGCAGCGACGCAGGCGAUAGCAGCAGUAGUGCCAAGAAAAAAAGCCCUAGCAUAAACAAGAGGAAUCUCAACCUCAAGCCCAAUCCCACUACUUCUACUUCAGCUAGUUCUGCACAUAAAAGGGAAGCAGGGCGCCGGUGGCGGCGGCAGAGCCGGAGCUUACCGGAGAACAGGGCGGUGAACCUGCGCGCGAUGUACCAGACUGGAGAGCCGCUGGGGGGGAGGGAUCUGGGGAAGUGCGUGUUGGGGUGGAUUUGCCAGGGCAUGCGGGCCAUGGCCUCCGAUUUUGUGGCGGCGGAGAUGCGGGGGGAGUUCUCGGAGCUCCGGCAGCUGAUGGGACCAGGCCUUACCUUCGUUAUGCAGGCGCAGCCGUAUCUCAAUGCCGUUCCGAUGCCCCUAGGUCUCGAAGCCAUUUGCUUGAAGGCCUGCACCCACUACCCCACCCUCCUCGAGCACUUCCAGCGGGAGCUGAGGGAUGUCCUCCUGGAGCUCCAGCGGAAAUCGCAGGUCGAAAAUUGGCGUGACACUAAGUCCUGGAAGCUUUUCAAAGAACUCGCUAAUUCAGCUCAGCAUAGAGCAGCUGUGAGGAAGGUUUCCCAGCAAAAGCCUAUCCAUGGUGGUCUGGGAAUGGACCUUGAGAAGGCUAACAUUAUACAGAGCAGGAUUGACGAAUUUGCACAGAGGAUGUCUGGUUUACUUCAAAUAGAAAGGGAUGCUGAAUUGGAGUUUACCCAGGAGGAGUUGAAUGCGGUUCCUAAACCUGAUGAGAGCACUGAUUCGUUGAGACAGACUGAAUUCCUGGUUAGCCAUGGUCAGGCUCAGCAAGAACUCUGUGACACAAUUUGCAAUUUGAAUGCAGUUAGCACAUCUACUGGAUUAGGUGGAAUGCAUUUAGUACUGUUCAGGGUUGAGGGGAAUCACCGACUACCGCCAUCAAGCCUUUCUCCAGGAGACAUGGUCUGUGUGAGAACAUGCGAUAGCAGGGGUGCAGGUGCAACUUCUUGCAUGCAAGGGUUUGUUAACAACCUAGGGGAGGAUGGCUGUAGCAUUAGCGUCGCUCUUGAGUCCCGACACGGUGAUCCCACCUUUUCUAAGCUCUUUGGAAAGAGUGUGCGUAUUGAUCGUAUUCCUGGAUUGGCUGAUACCCUUACAUAUGAGCGUAAUUGUGAAGCCCUCAUGCUGCUGCAGAAGAAUGGUCUUCAGAAGAAAAAUCCUUCAAUUGCUGUUGUCGCAACACUAUUUGGAGAUGAAGGAGAUGUUUCAUGGUUGGAGGAGAAUCAAUUGACAGAUUGGGCCGAAGCAGAAUAUAAUGGACUGCUGGAGAGAGGAACUUAUGAUGAUUCCCAACGAAGAGCAAUUGCCCUAGGCUUUAAUAAGAAGCGACCAUUGUUGAUAGUCCAAGGCCCUCCUGGCACUGGAAAAUCUGGUUUGCUUAAGGAACUUAUCAUACUUGCCAUUCAACAAGGUGAAAGGGUGCUCGUAACAGCCCCUACAAAUGCAGCUGUGGAUAACAUGGUUGAAAUACUUUCAAACAUUGGUGUAAACAUUGUGCGCGUUGGCAAUCCAGCACGAAUAUCUACUGCAGUAGCUUCAAAAUCAUUGGUUGAACUGGUGAAUUCUAAGCUUGCAAAUUAUCGAGCAGAGUUUGAAAGAAAGAAGUCAGAUCUAAGAAAAGAUCUUAGACAUUGUCUAGAGGAUGAUUCUUUGGCUGCUGGAAUACGCCAGCUUCUAAAACAACUAGGAAAGAGAUUGAAGAAGAAGGAGAAGGAAACUGUGAAGGAAAUACUGUCAAGUGCUCAAAUCAUACUGGCCACUAACACUGGAGCAGCUGAUCCCCUGAUCCGUAGGCUGGAUGUCUUUGAUUUGGUUGUUAUUGAUGAAGCAGGGCAAGCAAUUGAACCAUCUUGCUGGAUUCCAAUAUUGCAAGGAAAGUGUUGUAUUCUUGCUGGUGAUCAAUGCCAACUAGCUCCCGUAAUUCUGUCCAGAAAAGCCUUAGAAGGUGGCCUUGGAAUCUCUCUCCUAGAGAGAGCGGUGACUUUGCAUGACGGAGUUCUUGCAACCAAGUUAACAACACAAUACCGAAUGAAUGAUGCAAUAGCUAGCUGGGCUUCAAAGGAGAUGUAUGGUGGAUCUCUAAAGUCCUCUUCAACUGUUGCUUCCCAUCUUCUUGUAGAUUCUGCAAUUGUCAAGCCCACAUGGAUAACACAAUGCCCAUUGCUUUUGCUUGAUACACGAAUGUCAUAUGGAAGCUUGUCAGUUGGCUGUGAGGAACAUUUAGACCCUGCUGGCACAGGCUCAUUUUAUAACAAAGGGGAAGCAGAUAUUGUUGUGCAACAUGUCAUUUCUUUGAUUUAUGCUGGUGUUAACCCAACCACUAUUGCGGUGCAGUCUCCUUACGUUGCUCAAGUACAGCUACUGAGGGAUAGGCUUGAUGAACUUCCGGAGGCUGAAGGCAUUGAGGUAGCGACCAUUGAUAGCUUUCAAGGCCGGGAGGCUGAUGCAGUAAUCAUAUCAAUGGUCCGCUCAAACACUCUAGGGGCUGUUGGAUUCUUGGGGGAUAGUAGGCGGAUGAAUGUUGCCAUAACGAGGGCACGAAAACACAUUGCAGUUGUCUGUGAUAGCUCUACGAUAUGCCACAACACUUUUUUGGCCAGGCUCUUGCGUCAUAUCCGAUAUUUUGGUAGAGUGAAGCAUGCCAAACCUGAGAGUUUUGGGGGUUAUGGACUUAGCAUGAACCCAAUGCUGCCAUCCAUUAGUUAGCAUUUCAUGAUUGGAUCAAUUGCAGAGUUCCUUUUUUCCAACAUCAACCAGCAAUUAUUUGGGAGCGAAAUUUUAAUAAAUACAUGUUCUCCUCUCCCGUCAGCAUUGAUCUGCUCCUGCAUCCAUUGAUAAACUGCAUAUUUUUCAACAUGCCUUCCAGAAGAAACUGAUGACUGAUUGGCACAAUCAUUGUUUGUAUGCUGUACAUAAAAAACUUCUAUAGCAUCCAUUGCGAUUUAAGUGCAUGGGAUGUUAAGACAACAAUCUAAAUCAUUUAUUCAUCACAAACAAAGGUUUAACAGAAAA